This is a messenger RNA of Megalopta genalis, 4070 nucleotides long. Lineage: Eukaryota; Metazoa; Arthropoda; Insecta; Hymenoptera; Halictidae. The record is from RefSeq and is a predicted model, not a curated record.
UCGUCUCUUUAGUUUUAAACUUUGAUAACCUCGGUGGUGACGAGUUACAGUAUCUCUGCGAAAAAUUAUAAAUAUUUCUAUUAAAAAAAUUAGUUAGGAGGACAUAAACUCAACGCAUACGUAACAGAUUCAGUCCGAAUACAUAGUACAAUUUUAGAAGUAGAUCAAGUUCAAGGACUGGCAAUGUCUGGCAGUGUAUUGUCGAGCAUCUCCGAUACCAUAGGUGUCUCGGAGGCAGCAUUCCAACUUCUUAUCUCCAUUUUACUUGGAUUUCCCAUCGCCCUUCUCCACAGGUACAAACUCUACGGAAAGAGUCCAGUUUCUCAACAUUUAUUUUUCACGAGUUGCGGCCUUUUAAUUUGCUACUGGAAUUACGGGUUGAACACUGUCCAUUCAGGAACUGCGAUAUGUGUCACUUAUCUUAUUUUGAAGUAUCUCGGUGGCACUACUUUGUCAGUGAUCGCCACUUUCAUCUUCAACAUGGUUUACCUGCUGAUUGGAUAUUACAUGACAGGUACGGAUGAUUACGACAUAAAAUGGACUAUGCCACAGUGUGUGCUAACGCUGCGGUUAAUUGGUCUCGCGUUCAAUGUACUGGAUGGCCGACAACCCGAUAAGAAAUUGUCCGAGUCGCAGAGGAAAGCGGCGUUAAAAGAGCGACCAACAUUUUUAGAAGUUACAGCGUUUGUGUACUUUCCAGGCUCUUUCCUUGUCGGGCCACAAUUUAGUAUGAAAAGGUACUUGGACUACGUAAAUGGAACCUUGAUGGCUGACGGAAACAAAAUGUGUUCUCAGAAAGAAUUGCCACCUUGUCUUGUUCCUGGGAUUUCUCGUAUGCUUAUCGGAUUUGUGUACGUGUCGCUCUACCAAUUAGGGACAAUGUACAUUUCGGAUCAGUACAUGCUAAGUUUGGAAUACCAGAAACAGUCCUUCUUUAAACGUCUUCUUAUAAUGGGUUUCUGGGGCCAUGUGAAUAUGUACAAAUACAUUUGUUGCUGGCUAUUUUCUGAAGGGGUCUGCACAACAUUUGGUUUGACAUACACUGGAAGAAAUGAGAAAGGCGAGCUCCUUUGGGAUGGUUGUGAAAAUGUUAAAUUGUUCACCUUUGAAACGGCGAAUCGAUUUAAUCAUUAUAUCAUGUCAUUUAACACAAAUACAAAUAAUUGGUGUGCAGAAUAUAUUUAUAAGAGAUUGAAAUUCAUGGGAUCGAAGUUCUAUAGCCAAUUUUUCACAUUAUUCUUCCUUGCAUUAUGGCAUGGAUUUCAUUCAGGAUACUAUGUAUGCUUUUUCCUUGAGUUCAUCAUUAUGUACGCUGAGAAAGACUUGACUUCAAUAUUCGAGAAGCAAGAGAAACUACAGAGUUUGCUGAAAGAUCAUCUCGAGCUUCGAAUUCUAUUCUCAAUAGUUACAUUCAUCUACACGUUUAUCUUCAUGGGCUACAGCGUCGUCUGUUUCCAUCUUUUAUCAUUUUCUCGUUACAAUCAAGUUUAUUCUUCCAUUUAUUACUGUGGUCACAUAAUCUACCUGUCUUAUCCGCUACUUUCUAUACCACUUAAGAAGGCUCUCCUUAAGAAACAUCCGAGGAAUAUAGAAUGAGAAAAAUAAACUUUUCUUACCAUAGAGAAAUUUUUAAGGAAACUAUAUGUGAUAUAUUUUUUGGUGCUUAAAGAAAUCUUGUUGCAGAGAUAAAAAAAAAGCAAAUUUUUUAUGUGCAAAGAAUUUUUAUACACUGUGUUUUUAUGCAGGACAAAUAUGUAUUCAGAUAUUUUGAGAAUUUAUACAAGCAAGUAUUUAACUGAUUUUAACGAAACUUUAUACGGAGUUCAUUUCAAAAAGAUUUUACACAUGUAUUUUCUUUUACAGGUCAUAUUAAUGUUAAGGUCAUUACUGUUGGUAAAACCACACUCCAAAGUGUGGCACAGUGUAACUGUGUAUGGUUGCAUUACGUGAAAAGUAUAUAACACUUUAUAUAUGUACAAAAAAGAUGCUUAUUUAAUAUUGUUAAACUUGUUAUAUUACAUUUCAGAAGAACAUUAUUUUUUUGCUCUAGAAAUAUUCAUUGAGAAAAUAGGGGGUGAAGUUUUUAAAAGGACACAUUCAUUCAAAUGUAUAAUUUUGCUCACAUUAGAGCCUUGUUUUAUUAGGAACUAAAGAUAAUUGAAUGUGUUUGAUUAAAAGGUUUACCCUGUAUAUACAACUCUGGCGUUAUUCUGUACUUUAUCUAAUUUAACUUGGGAUUAAAUAAGAUUUUAUGUAGUAGUUUCCAGUGAUUAUCUGUGGAGUAUUUAAGCUUUUGUCUUAUAAAGUGCAAAAUUCGUGGUGAAUAUUCCAAAAGGAAUUUAAGAAAUAUGAAUGUCAUUCAAUUGUUUAGAAUUUAAAUGGAACACUAUUUUUCUGAUGCCAAUAUAUUUCUCUUUCCUCUAACGAACAAUUACGGAUGAAGCAACUCGAAUGAACUCAGUUGCAGAAGAAAUCAUAAGGCAAGGGUUUAAGAAUGUCAUUGAUGCUUACUUGAUCAAUGUAAUAGCACACAAACACAAUUUUAAUUAGGUAUUAUUUUAACUCUAUGUAUGUCUUGCCUGCGUGUUUAGUUAGCUUUAAUCAGAUGUGUAUUAUUUAUUUUAUUGUAGCAAUUAUUUUUCGGCUCAUGUUCUUUCUGUAGAAUUCAAAUUUAAGGAUUCAAGCACUCCUUUAAUGCAUUGCAUUAACAUCAAGUAUUUUCACUUUGUGUAGUUUGAGAUGGAAUUGCUUAAAGGAGUAUUUGCAUCUGUGAUGAUAUAUCUUGCUAUUUGGUGUAGUGUUUCACUCGUAAGGGAUAUUUGUGAUAUAAUAGUAAGUGUUGCUUUAAAUUAAUGGAUGGAUAAAUCAUAACUGAUAAUUGACUCUUAUGGUCGUCAAUAAAGCAUGUUUAUCACUUACUGCAUACGUUCAAAUAUUUUGGCUAUGAAUAUAUAUGUCUGAAGCAGAAUUUUUAUGAAACUCUGUAAACAGUGGACGACUGACAAUACAUUUUACUACAUGCUAUACCAAUAAAUCAUACAUUAGCGAGUAUGACUGAUAAACAUGCUUAGUUACGUACAAAGUAAUUUACUUGUUUAGAUUUUAUGUAAUGCCAAUAAUCACUCUUAAUACUGAAUAUCAUAUAUCGAACGUUAUCGCCAUUGAAUUUAAUACGUUGAGUGUCCCGUCGGCCACAUAUGAUUGACACUAAUCUUUCGACUAGUUUUCGAAAUCCAUUUUUAUCGUAACAUAUAUAAACAAAUUGAAUUUUACUAGGAUAUUUGUUAUAAUAAAUUUUAACUUUCUAAUUUCGAAUUCAUUAAUUAAAAUACUUAAUUUUGUAGGAAAUUUAGAGAUUGAUCAUCGGCACUCAAUGCGUUAAAGAAACUUUCAAUGUGACUGAUUAAAAAGAGAAAUAUUAUUUUUAAUAUUUAUAGAACUGUGUUAAGAAAAUUUCAUUAUUAAUAGUAGGCGUUGUGGAAAAAAUUUGGUGAGGAAAUAUGCAUGAAGAAAAGUGUACUCAGGAUUAUUUUUAGACAUAGUUCCGGAAAAAUACAUACUUUUCUAAAUAUUUUUGAUAAAUACAUAUAAAAAGUUAGACGAUCAGACAGAAAGUGUUUAGAAGAAUGCAAUGGUAACUACAAACAAUAAUUUAAACAGUUGAAUGGAGAUACUGUAAUGGAGAUACACUAUCCACAUUUCAACUUUAAAAUAAUAUAUUUUCAAUAAUAAUAACGUAUAAAUUACCGCAUCAAGAGUGAUCCUCUAUUGUAUUGGCAUUUAAAAAAUGUAAUAUACUUUCUUACCGAGGAAGAUAUUUGAAAACACUUUCGUAAUAUCUGUUUAACGUUUAACCAAAAUAUUCAAAGUCCUUAUUACAAAAUUGUGCUAUUAACUUCAGUAAAGAAUUACUAAUGUUUAUGUAAGCGAAACUUUUAAACGUAAGCUUAAAUGUGUUAUAAUUAUUUCCAGACGAAUUUAUUUUUGAAGAAACUGUAUCAUCCCCUCAGGUGUUUAUCCCGGGUUCCUAUAUCUUUGUUUUUAAUAAAAUUGUUUCAACAUAAACUAAA